AUGGAGAAAGACUCUCCAUCCAAACCAUCGGUGGCUGAACUAGCUGGAAGAUUCAAAGGCCAUAUUCCACCCAUGCCCAGCUCAAACAACCAGGCGCCAAUCCGACGAAGACCUCCCUGCUCUCUGAAGCUGCAACCCCAAAAGGAUGACCCUGAGCACUCUCCAAAAACCAUCUCCCCUUCCAAUCCUCUGAGAGUUCGAUCUCUGAACCCUGCAUUUAUUGAGCAAUUAAAGGCCAACUUAGCCCUAUCACCCACUGCUCUGAGUCCAGACGUGAAGCCCACCCCACUGUCCCCCAGCAGCCCCCAGAGCCCAGCCACCCUGCUGAGCCCACACAGCCCCAGCUGGAGGCCCCCCCAGCCCAGCGAGGAGGAGGAGUCUGUGGGCUUCGAGACGCCAGCUGAGGGCAGCACUCUGCCCAGUUUCAACAAGACUCGAGCACGGCUGUCAAUCAAGCGCCGCCCCCCCACCCGACUGCACCGAAGGUCAGCUGGAGAGGAACCCACGUCCCCCUCCUCCUUGCCCCCCUGCGAACUCACCGAGCCAAACCAGAACGGCCUGAGCGAUCAAAUCUUCCACAGCCCCACACAGGAGGUCCAGCAGGAGGUGCAGGAGAUGGUCCAGAUGGAGGUCCAGGAGGAGGUCCAGGAGGAGGUCCAGGAGGAGGUCCAGAAGGAGGUCCAGGAGGAGGUUCAGGAGGAUGUCCCGGAGCAGGUCCAGGAGAUGGACCGGGACUGCGACACGAUAAGGGAGGAGGUCACCAAGAGUCACAUGGAGGAAGAGGAGCAGCAGAACUCCUCGCCUCCUGCUGCUGAAGCCCAGGAGAGAGAGGAGAACUGUGAGGAGGCGUCUGGACAAGCGGACGACAACUCGGAUGAAGCAAUGUGA
Molecule: messenger RNA, 888 nt
Organism: Knipowitschia caucasica
Lineage: Eukaryota; Metazoa; Chordata; Actinopteri; Gobiiformes; Gobiidae
Source: the annotation of a GenBank genome assembly